Molecule: messenger RNA, 3474 nt
Organism: Chinchilla lanigera (long-tailed chinchilla)
Lineage: Eukaryota; Metazoa; Chordata; Mammalia; Rodentia; Chinchillidae
Gene: Mov10
Product: Mov10 RISC complex RNA helicase
Exons: 20
Coding region: 207-3275 (1022 amino acids)
Molecular function (GO): RNA binding; 5'-3' RNA helicase activity
Source: RefSeq, a predicted model, not a curated record
UGCGAAGGGGGAGGGGACAGGACGGAGGCACCGCGGGGAAGGCUCAGGUAGAGGAGGGACGCGAAGGCAGCCCGCGGGCUCAGCGGUCCGAGGGGGGGAGCUUCCCUGCUGCACCCUCGUCCCAGGGCCGCCAACUUCCCGCCGCGGCGGCGACUUUCAGUUUCAUUUCCACGGACUCUCGCGCCUGGGCCGCAGCCGCCGCCGCGAUGCCCAGCAAGUUCAGCCGCCGGCAGCUCCGGGAGACGGGCCAGCGCUUCCAGAGUUUCCUGCUCGCUCGGGGGCUGGACACGGAGACCGAUCGCGAGCGGCUGCGGACUAUUUAUAACCGGGACUUCAAGACCAGCUCUGGGACUCCCACCCCUGGCUUCUCCUCCAUGCUGUAUGGAAUGAAGAUUGCAAAUCUGGCCUUUGUCAGCAAGACUCAGGUCAGGUUCUUCAGCCUUGACCGCUGGGCCGACGUGCAGUUGCCAGAAAAGAGGAAAAUGAAGCUGGGGUCGGAUAUCAGCAAACACCACAAGUCACUGCUAGCCACAAUCUUUUAUGACAGGGCUCAGUAUCUUCACGGGAAGCAUGGGGUGGAUGUGGAAGUUCAGGGGCCCCAUGAAACCCAAGAUGGGCAGCUCCUUAUCCGCCUGGAUUUGAACCACAAGGAGGUGCUGACCUUGAGGCUCCGGAAUGGAGGAACCAAGCCUGUUACCCUCACGCAUCUCUUCCCACUGUGCUGGACCCCCCAGUUUGCCUUCUACAAUGACCAGGAACUGCCGUGCCCACUGGACCCUGGUGAAUGCUACGAGCUCCACGUCCACUGUAAGACCAACUUUGUGGGCUACUUCCCAGCCACAGUGCUGUGGGAGCUGCUGGGCCCAGGAGAGUCGGAUUCAGAAGGUGCGGGCACUUUCUACAUUGCCCGCUUCCUGGCCGCCGUGGCGCACAGCCCGCUGGCUACACAGCUGAAGCCUACAGCUCCCUUCAAGCGCACCCAGAUCUCUAGAAACUCAAUGGCGACCAACCGGAUAGAGGAAGGGGAGAGACCUGACCGGGCUAAGGACUAUGACCUGGAGCUAAGUAUGCCACUGGGGUCCUACCACCCACCACACCGCCUCAGGCAGCUGCUCCCCAUCCUUCUUCAGAGAACAAAUACCUUCACUGCCCCAAAGGAGAUUGCCGAGAUCAAGGCCAAGCUGGAGACGAACCUGAAGUGGAAGAACUAUGAGGUGAAGUUCCGGCUGCUGCUGCACCUGGAGGAGCUACAGAUGGAGCAUGACAUCCGGCACUAUGACCUGGAGUCCGUGCCCAUGACCUGGGACCCCGUUGCCUGGAAUCCCAGGCUGCUCACACUGCAGGUUCCCGGCGUGGCUGAGAGCCGCCCCUCAGUGCUUCGGGGUGACCACCUGUUCGCCGUUUUGUCCUCUGAGGCGCACCAGCAGAGCCCCGUCACCUACAAGGGCUUUGUGCACAAGGUGGAGCUGGACAGUGUCAAGCUGAGCUUCCCCACAAGCCUCCUGAACCGCUUUGUGGAUGGACUGACCUUCAAGGUGAACUUCACCUUCAACCGCCAGCCUUUGCGGGUCCAGCACCGAGCCCUGGAGCUGACAGGGCGCUGGCCACUGGGGCCCCUGCUCUUUCCCGUGGCCUCUCGUGGAGUCCCUCUGCUGCCCUCAGAUAUGAAGCUCAAGCUGUUUGACCGGAGUCUGGAGUCGAACCCAGAGCAGCUGCAGGCCAUGAAGCACAUUGUUAUGGGUACCACCCGUCCCGCCCCCUACAUCAUCUUUGGGCCUCCAGGCACUGGCAAGACCGUCACGUUAGUGGAGGCCAUUAAGCAGGUGGUGAAGCACUUGCCCCAAGCCCACAUCCUGGCCUGUGCUCCAUCCAACUCGGGGGCUGACCUUCUCUGCCAGCGGCUGCGUGUCCACCUGCCCAGCUCCAUCUACCGCCUCCUGGCCCCCAGCAGGGACAUCCGCGUGGUGCCGGAGGACAUUAAGCCCUGCUGUAAUUGGGAUGCCCAGAAGGGGGAGUAUGUGUUUCCCGCCAAGAAGCAGCUGCAGGAGUAUCGCGUCUUAAUCACCACCCUCAUCACUGCCAGCAGGUUGGUGUCGGCCGAAUUUCCCACCGAUCACUUCACACACAUCUUCAUUGAUGAGGCUGGCCACUGCAUGGAGCCCGAGAGCCUGGUGGCCAUCGCAGGACUGAUGGAAGUCAAGGAGACCGGCAACCCAGGAGGGCAGCUGGUGCUGGCGGGAGAUCCUCGACAGCUGGGCCCUGUGCUGCGUUCUCCACUGACGCAGAAGCAUGGGCUGGGGUACUCACUGCUGGAGCGGCUGCUCACCUACAACCCUCUGUAUAAGAAGGGCCCCACCGGCUAUAACCCCCAGUUCAUAACCAAGCUGCUGCGCAACUACAGGUCUCAUCCCACCAUCCUGGACAUUCCUAACCAGCUCUAUUACGAUGGUGAGCUGCAGGCCUGUGCGGACGUGGUGGACCGAGAACGAUUCUGCCGCUGGGAAGGUCUGCCUCAAAAGGGCUUUCCCAUCAUCUUUCACGGCGUAAUGGGCAAAGAUGAGCGUGAGGGCAAUAGCCCGUCCUUCUUCAACCCUGAAGAGGCUGCCACGGUGACUUCCUACCUGAAGCUGCUCCUGGCGCCUUCCUCCAAGAAGGGCAAGGCGCGCCUGAGCCCCCGAAGUGUGGGCGUCAUCUCCCCAUACCGGAAGCAGGUGGAAAAAAUCCGUUAUUGCAUCACUAAACUUGACAAGGAGCUGCGGGGCCUGGAUGACAUCAAGGACUUGAAGGUGGGCUCCGUGGAAGAAUUUCAAGGCCAAGAACGCAGCAUCAUUCUCAUCUCCACCGUGCGAAGCAGCCAGAGCUUUGUGCAGCUGGAUCUGGACUUUAAUCUGGGUUUCCUUAAGAACCCCAAGAGGUUCAACGUGGCUGUGACCCGGGCCAAAGCCUUGCUCAUCGUAGUGGGCAACCCCCUCCUCCUGGGCCAUGACCCUGACUGGAAAGCAUUCCUGGAGUUCUGUAAGGAAAAUGGGGGGUACACUGGGUGCCCUUUUCCUGCCGAACUGGACCUGCAGCAGGGACACAAUUUACUCCAAAGUCUGAGCAAGCUCAGCUCUUCUACCUCAGAGCACACUUCUUUCUGCCAGGGGCCUGUGGUCGAGACUGCCUCCCCCAUGAGCAGGCCAGCGAAGGGUGCCUGUCUGUGCAAGUGGAGCCGGAGUGGAGGAACGAGCUCUGAAGACACGGCUGCCCACCCUCUCACACCGUCCGAGCCUUAACCCCCUGCUGCCUGACCCUGAACCAGAACCCGGCUAAGCUGUCCCUCCCAGGGAUGGGGAAGGCUGGGGGACAGAGUUUACAACCAAGCCAUUCCACCCUUUCUCCUGCUGUGGAGAAGAAAGCUGCUAAUGAUUGGGGGAGGGGAGAGGAAGAAAAACUGAAAACAAAACCUUGUUCUAUACAAAAGCCUCUUGCUCA